GGGGAAGGGAGAGGAGCACCGUUGCAAAGACGCUCACCCACUGCCAGCUGAUAUGAAGACAACAAACACGGGGCAGUGAACAUUACGGUGGAUCUUGAAGCAGGAACACACCAUUACGGCGGGAAUCACAGAGGCACAAGUCAUACUCAAGAAAAAAAAAAAAAAAAGAACAAGAACUGCAAUCACAGGAAGUGACCCACUUCUGAAAACUGCAAACUGGACCAAAAGUCACGUGUGAAGUACUGAGACUCCUGCACCGGUGACAGCAGCACGGAGAGAUUGUCCCAGUGCCCAGGUGAAGACAGCAUCUGGAAGACACCAUGGCUUCCUUGUCCAGGGUGAUGGGUGUGGUGAGACACUGCCAGCUAGUGAGGCGCUCCCUCUCCUCCACAUGUCAGAGGCUUCAUUAUAAGGAGGAACCUCCCUAUCUAGAUGCGGGAGGACCCGAGGUGCCUGACUACGCUCUGGUGAACGUCCAGAUUAAAGGCUAUGACUUCACCGUCCUGGAGCACUACAGCAAGUGGAUCCACAGCACAGCCCUCAACAUGGGCAUUGAUGUGGAGGACGGGUGGGCCACUCCUUGUGAGAAGCAACACAUCCAGACCUUCAAGCCAAAGAGCAGCAAAGUGGAGGCAGACUACUAUCUUCAGGUCUAUGAGCGGAAUUUACAGCUGGCAGACCUCCCCUCUAUAACGGCCCCUCUUUUCCUGGAGGUGGUGCAGGCCGGGCUGCCUCAAGGCGUGGAACUCAGCGUACAUGAACACCAGCCGGAGCACACUGAGUUCCGGUACAUCCCAGACCUGGAGUUGCGGAGCUUGUACAACCAACUCGGUGACUUGGGCGGCCCCAGCAGGAAAUGAAUGAGGUGUGACACGUUUACACUCUGAAUGAAAAGAAGACUUUGUGUUUGUUCCUCAAAUCAUAAUUGUCUUGAGUGCUGAGACCAAGAUAUGUGUGAAUGUUUGUGAUUGUGUGAAUGUAUAUGGAUGUAUGUUUGUCUUUGCCUUAUCUCCACUGCUUCAACUUCAAAAGGAAUGGAACUGUGUUCUCAAAUGUUUUGGUGUCUCAUCUGCUAUAUUUAUCAGACUGUGGUUGAAGUUACUGGGGUUUUCAAGGGUGUUUUAAGGUUUGUAGGGAUAAUUUAACAGUGAUUCUGCCUCUCCCAUUGGAAAAACACCCAUGAGAAUUCAACCAAUCGCCUGUGGUCUUUGAAGAUGGUACUGGUGAGAGUUCAAAGUGUUCAAGACUGCAAGUCACAGCAUCACCCUCACUAACAAGUUACUCAAGUAAUUUCUCAAAGAUUUCUGGAUUUGUGAUUCGAUAAAUUCUCAUCACAUUGAAUAUCUAUUGUGAGAGUUGCGUUGGUCAUAUCUUGGGUGUGAGUGGUCCAGAAUAUGCCUCAGCUUUUCUUUUUAUAUGAAAAUGUGGAAAAUGGUACAGUUUUUUCUUGAAAUGCCCCCACAAAAAAAAAAAAAAAAAAAAAUGAAAAUGGCUUAGGCAGUUUGUUCAUGGUGUUUUUUUUUUUUUUUUAAUGUAGGAAGGACACUGGCCAAGGGCAACAAAAAUCCAAUAAAAAAAAUGUCCACUGAAAUGCCAGUCCCAUAAAAGCGUCAAAGCAGUAGUCAAAAAUUGCUGAAUAAGUGUCUUGAUGGUGAGUAGAUACUGAACUGUAAAUAUGUACAGGUGUUUCUCUGAGUAUGUGGAGGGUGUUUCAUCAAGACACUCAGGUAGAAAGAUAAAGUUGUGAAAAUAUCAAC
Molecule: messenger RNA, 1757 nt
Organism: Scylla paramamosain (green mud crab)
Lineage: Eukaryota; Metazoa; Arthropoda; Malacostraca; Decapoda; Portunidae
Gene: mRpL48
Product: large ribosomal subunit protein mL48-like
Exons: 7
Coding region: 321-860 (179 amino acids)
Cellular component (GO): mitochondrial ribosome
Source: RefSeq, a predicted model, not a curated record